CAAACGAUCAAAUUCCUAUGCUCUUCUCUUUCCACUCUAUCUCAAGAGAGUCCCACACUCCUCCAUCUGUAUUUAAAACCCUAAGUUAAUUCCAGCAUUCGCUUUUAGUUCAUCAAAAUUAAUCGGUUCAACGACAAAUUGAUUGUUUUUGCUCUAAUAAAAGGAUAGAAAGAUGGUGUCCGCAAACAAAGAAAUGGUUGUAUACUGCUUUGACACACUGGUUGCGCACUACAACAGCGAAGAAGCUCCUCCCCCGGCGUUUGAUGAGGGUCAUCACCCUUUAUUUGUGACUUGGAAUAAAGUGGUGAAUGGUGGGGAGCGCCGUUUACGUGGAUGCAUAGGGACUCUUGAAGCUCGCUGUAUAGUAAAUGGUUUCAGGGACUAUGCUUUGACAAGUGCCCUCAGGGACAGACGUUUCCCCCCUAUACAAGCUAAAGAAUUGCCUUAUUUGGAAUGUACAGUUUCCAUCCUGACUAAUUAUGAAACUGCUCAUGACUACCUAGACUGGGAGGUUGGCAAGCAUGGAAUUAUUAUUGAGUUCACUGAUCCUGACUAUAACACUAGGCGAAAUGCCACCUACUUGCCUUAUGUUGCUGCUCACCAAGGCUGGACAAAGAUUGAAGCAAUUGACUUGUUGAUUAGAAAGGCUGGUUAUAAUGGCACCAUUACCGAGCAACUGCGAAAGCGUAUUCAACUCACCCGAUACCAGAGCACUCUAUUUACAAUGGGCUACAGUGAUUAUGUUUCUUAUGUCAAAACAACUAGAGGUGAUGCUCUGACUAUUAAUGGGGCAAAACCACACGAUACUGAUGGUUUCUUUACCUCCUUUCUGAGCCGGAAAGAAGCAUUUGGCUGAUAGGGAGGUAAUUCAUUUAAAUAAAGUGCUGGAUGGAACUAAUAUCAUGUUCCAACCUGCUCCUCUGAUUAUUGUUGCAACACCCAAAAGUGCUAAUUGCGUGGAACUAAUGUUGUACUGAGUCUCUAUUGAAAAGCUGUAAUUUGAAAAACUUAUUUCAGAUAUAAUAUAGUUACCAUUCUUUCA
Molecule: messenger RNA, 1042 nt
Organism: Sesamum indicum (sesame)
Lineage: Eukaryota; Viridiplantae; Streptophyta; Magnoliopsida; Lamiales; Pedaliaceae
Source: RefSeq, a predicted model, not a curated record